This is a messenger RNA of Clonostachys byssicola, 3051 nucleotides long. The record is from the annotation of a GenBank genome assembly. NCBI's taxonomy places the organism in Eukaryota, Fungi, Ascomycota, Sordariomycetes, Hypocreales, Bionectriaceae.
AUGCGCCUUCCUCAGCAUAAGCAUUACCCUGGGUUCUUCAGACAGAUAAAGAACUGUGAGAGCCCUUCGCAUUUUCCGCAUUUUGCCUCCUCCCUAUUCAGCCUAUCGCUCACCGAAUUUAACAUGCCUCUGUACGAGCCUUUGCCGGACGAUAGUGUGCGGCUGCUUCGGCUUUUGCCACUGUCAGACGGUCAUAAAGGAAUCGACUGCCAGCUUUUUACCUGCCCUCUCUUGAAAUCCGGAAGUACACAUCCUUAUGAAGCCUUAUCAUACGUAUGGGGACCCGAGGACAAUCAACAUUCUAUCCGCAUAAACAACUGCGAAGUUUCUGUCCGAAACAACCUUUAUGAAGCGCUAUCGUGUCUUCAAGAUCCGUUCAUCGAGCGGAUCAUAUGGAUAGAUGCUAUUUGUAUCAACCAAGAAGACAUCAAUGAAAAAGGACAGCAGGUUCAGUGUAUGGCAAAAAUCUAUUCCAGAGCCAGUCGUGUAAUAGUUUGGCUUGGAGAGGUCGCAGACCAGAGCAAUGAAGCGCUAGAAGCAAUACGAGCGGCUGCCGAAGAACAAUCUAUGAAUUCUACGGCUAUCGAAGAACAACUUAUGGAUUCUACAGCUAUCGAAGAACAAUCUGUCAGCUCUGCGGCUGUCGAAGAACAAUCUGUCAGCUCUGCGGCUGUCGAAGAACAAUCUGUGAACUCUGCAACCGACGAAGCGAUCCUUGCACUGCUUGACCGGCCAUGGUUUACGCGUAUCUGGGUCCUCCAGGAAGUUGCUGCAGCCCGACAUAUCUUGAUCAAGUCUGGCCGCACAGAAAUCGAUGGAUUUGCAUUCUGCUCAGGCUUAACUGCACUUAAAAUAUCCUAUGGAACAAAUCAGAGCCUUCGCGAUAUAAUACGUACGACAGCCUACCUGAUAAGAGGCGCAGUUUUCCGGCCUCGAUAUGAAGGACGAGAGACGAGUCAACUAGGCAGGUUUGCGCUAAAUAUACGUCCUCUAAGUCAGCUAGUCGACACCUAUCAUACUCGCCAGGCUACUGACCGUCGCGAUAAAAUCUAUGCCCUGCUGGGUAUGAGCUCUGACUCUUCGGGUGAUCUUAACAAUGCAGGCUUAUCGCCCAACUACCAAACCCCAUGGAAAGAAGUCUUUCGGAACCUUGUCAAAUUCUCUACAUCUGACCAGAUGUCGGUGACCGUUUGGGAUGAUAAAGAGGUGGCGGUUAUUAAGGGCAAGGGCUGCUUUCUUGGCCACGUAUCUGAAGUUAAAAGCCAUCAUACUCGAGAUGACAUACAAAUUGUAACGUUUCUUUGGCAGAGGCCUUUUUACCAGGAAGGAAACCAGAACUCUCGCUUGACCUUCCCAGCUUCGGCGAAACCCAUCCAGGAAGGAGAUGCGGUAUAUUGUCUGCAGGGAGCACUGAUGCCUUCAAUCAUGAGGCUGUGUGGCGGUUAUUUAGCUGUUAUCGCGAUGGCAAUCCCCUUACCAGAAUAUACACGACCAAUCACGACAUUUCGACAUGAACUUCCAGUCGUCUGGGACUGGGAGGCCUCACCAGGCAAAGCGCAAGAUGGCGCAUAUGAUGAAGGUCUGAUAGCGAGCCCGAAGAAGCCCAAGUGCCCAAGCACAGAGUGCAAGUGCCAAGAUUAUCUGCACGAAUCUAGUGAAUUAUGGGACUUGGGGCUGAUAUUGAAUGGACUGGAAAGAUACGAAGAAGCAGGGAAUACCUUCCAAAAAGCCGUGAAAUUUUAUGGAACAGCUUUGGAAACCGCAAAAGCUAGUCACGGUCAUUGGACAAACUCAAAUAACGAGGCGCUGAGUGUAAUGGAUGAUUUAAUCAACGAGGAACAGGGCGCCGACACCGCGCUGAAGGUUAAGGAGAAGAGGAUGCCGCUCUCACAAGCAGCAGCAAGUGGGAAUGAAUCCUUUGUGCGGCUGCUGCUUGACACAGGCAGUGACGUUGACGUAAAGGAUGAUGACGGCAGGACACCAUUAUUCCACGCUGUUGACAAUAAACGCGAGGCUAUGAUACAGCUACUGCUUGAUAGGGGCGCCACCAUUGAAACUGGUGAUGAAUCAGGCACGACGCCUCUUUCGCAGGCUGCCGUGAAAGGGCAUGCGGCUAUUAUACGGCUGCUGCUUGACAGAGGCGCUGAUAUUGAUGCUUGCGACACCGAAUGGGGAAGGACGCCACUUUCGCAGGCUGCUGUAAAUGGGCAUAAGGAUAUUGCGCGGCUGCUGCUGGAUGAGGGCGCUGAUAUUGUUGCAAUGGAUUAUCGGCAUAGGACUCCAUUAUAUCAUGCUGUUCUAAAUGGGCAUAAGGAUCUUGUGCGGCUGCUGCUGGAUGAGGGCGCUGAUAUUGAUGCUCGUAAUAAUGCAGGAAUGACGCCGCUUUCGCGGGCUGCUGCAAAUGGGCAUGAGGACCUUGUGCGGCUGCUGCUUGAUAGGGGUGCCAAUAUCGAUGCCGGUGAUAAUUAUGGUGGUGAUCCGCUAUCGUCGGCUGCUGGGAAGGGACAUACGGCCAUUGUGCAGUUGCUGAUUGAUAAGGGUGCCGACAUUGAGGCUGGAUCUCCUCUGUUGCAGGCUGCUAAGAAAGGACAUACGGCCACUGUACAAUUCCUGAUUGAAAAGGGCGCUACUGUUGAUCAUAAGCCGCUAUGGUGGGCUGUUCAGAAUGGGCAUGAGGCUGUUGUGCGGCUCCUGCUCGAUAAGGGUGCUGAUAUUGAGGCUGGGUCUCCUCUGGCGCACGCUGCUAGGCAAGGACAUACGGCCAUUGUGCAGUUGCUGAUUGAUAAGGGUGCCGAUAUUGAUGCUGAAUCUCCUCUGGCGCACGCUGCUAGGCAAGGACAUACGGCCAUUGUGCAGUUGCUGAUUGAUAAGGGUGCCGAUAUUGAUGCUGAAUCUCCUCUGUCGCACGCUGCUAGGCAAGGACAUACGGCCAUUGUACAGUUGUUGAUUAAAAAGGGCGCUACUAUUGAUCCUAAGUCGCUAUGGGAGGCUGCUAAGAAAGGGCAUGAGGAUGUUGUGCAGCUGCUGCGUGAUAAUGGCGCUAAAGACUGA